Plasmodium yoelii is the source of this 990-nucleotide messenger RNA. Its product is annotated as conserved Plasmodium protein, unknown function. Bases 1 to 990 code for a protein of 329 amino acids. The record is from RefSeq and is a predicted model, not a curated record. The transcript has a single exon. Lineage: Eukaryota; Apicomplexa; Aconoidasida; Haemosporida; Plasmodiidae.
AUGAAUGCUAACCUUGAAAUAAAUGAAACCCUUGAAAUUAAUAAUAUUAACAAUGUGAUAAAUCCUAAUUGUAUAUUUUCUAAUUUCCAAAAUGAAACCAAUAAUUAUGGUGGAUGGGAUGGUAUAAUAUAUGUUAAUGAAAAACAAUAUGAUAGAAUUUUAAAAAGGCGAAUGAAUAAAAUAAAACAAGAAAUGGAAAAAAAAAAAAAAAUUAGUGUCUAUAUUAAUAUCCAAAAAAAAACUCCCUCUCAAAAUAAUACAAUAAUUACUAAUGGUCAUAAUUAUGCAACUAUUGAAAAUAUAAAUAAUAUUUAUAAAAGUGCAAAAAUUGUAAAUUCAAACAUUCAUAAUAAUAUGAACAGAUUUAUAACUAAUAAUGAGCAUUAUAAUAAUUCAUUCUAUGGGUUUGAUAGAAAUCAUAAUUAUGCACAAGCUUAUGAAAAUAUAAAAUACCCUUAUAUGAAAAAUUCAAAAAAUAAUGACAAAAAAAAUAAUGAACAUAAUAAUGAUACAAAUAAUACAUAUCUAAACAAUUAUAAUAUCAUGUAUAAUUCUAAUAUAAAUUCAUCAGAUGAUAAUAAAAAAUAUAUUAACAUAUAUGAUGUAAAACCAGGAAACACUUUAAAUAAUGUUGAACUACAAAAUGGACAGAUUCUUAAUAAUUAUAAUGAAACAUAUCAUGAAAUGGGAAAUCUAACAAAAUAUAAUAGCCUAUCAAAUCUUUCGAAGAUUAGAAACGUUCCAAAUAUCGUUACACUGGAUGAUGCAGAAAAUGGGCAAAAUGGGCAAAAUGGGCAAAAUGAAGAAAAUGAGCAAAAUGGGCAAAAUGGGCAAAAUGGGCAAAACGGGCAAAAUGGACAAAAUGUUAGCAGAAAUACAAAUAAAAUGGAUAAACUUAUUAUUAUGAAAAAUAAUCCAAAUAUGAUGCAUGUAGAUAAUUUUUCUGGAUCUUUGAAUAUAAGCUAUCCUUAUUCUCCCUAUGAGGAAUGA